UCGGGUGCCCGGAGGAACCUGGGCGCAGCACGGGGGGCUUCCGACCCCCACCGCCCCCGCUAGGGACGACCAAAGGUGCCUCCUCACACCGGCGCCCGCCCACGUCUCCUCUCUGGAGCGCGGCGUGUGCCUGCAGCCUUUUCUUGCCGGCCUCAGCUGUGGAGAAUGAAUUAAACCCGCGCUCCGGGCGCAGCGCUGGGCGUGGGGUCACCGAGGGCGGCGGCAAAGCAUAAACUGUCUGACCACAUCAAAUCCCCAGGGACUGGGAUGGCCUUCCCUGUGGACUUACUGGAAAACUACAGUCAUGAAGACCUGGAAAGUUCUGGAGAAGAUUAUAUGUCUGAUCUCAGGUGUGGGGAUCCAGAAAACCCAGAGUUCCUGUCUCUUGCCAGUAAUGUCAAAAUCCCAAUUCGUCUAUCCACAAUAGGCUUCGUCCCCCUUUAUGGCGGAGAGGAAAGGCACAAAGUCCUUGCUUUGUUUGCGCCAGAGGAUUCGCUCACAGCUGUUGCCCUUUUCCUUGCUGAUCAGUGGUGGCCUGUUGAUGAUAUUGUGAGAACAUCUGAUCCUUCCAGAGAAGGACUUUUGCAGGUGAACUCCAUUGGAGAGAGAGUGGUCCUCUAUGUGCUAAAUAGAUUAAUUUAUCGCAAGCAAGAAAUGGAGAAAAAUGAAUGCCCAUUCCUCUGUCAUGGUAGCCAUGAUUAUGCGAAAAUACUAUGGAAGAAAGGAGAGGCAAUUGGUUUUUAUUCUGUUAAGCUUCCAGGAAGCAUAUGUGGUGCCUUUCUGACCCAGAGCUACCAGCUUCCGGUCCUUGAUACAAUGUUUGUGAGGAAGAAACAUCGAGGGAAAGAUUUUGGGCUCCUGAUGCUGGAAGAUUUUGUGGAUUCUUUCACAGAAGAUGCUCUUGGCCUGCGGUUCCCACUCACGUCUUUUAUGCUUGUUGCUUGCCAGAAGUACUUUGAACGGUAUCCAGGGGAUCAUGACCUUCUGUGGGAAAUUGAAGGCACCGGCAACUUUCACCAGCGGAAAACUGUAGCUAGCAUUUUGCAGAGAGAAAGUUUCAAAUGCAUAGAAGGCUCACAGAAAGAAAACAGUGGUUCCCAGGCUGAUGAAAGUUUUCUGCAGACUGCCGUGAACACCACAAGUGAGCAGGCAUCUGAGCCCAGGGAAACACAGUUAAGUGCUGAUGCUCAUAAAAACAAAGAUGGCUUAGAAGUAUAUGAAGGCACAUCUGAAGAACUUAAUGCUGCUCAGCUUUCUACACGAUCACGAGGCAAUAAUCUCAAACGUCCAAAGUUGGGGAAAAGGUUCCAAGAGCCUGAAAUGGUUGAAGAUGAAGAUAUAAGUGUUUUUCAAACACCAGAAAGCAGACCAGAACCUGAUGCACGUGUAUCUGAAAGUUCGGAAGAGGUGAUGGAGAUGGAAGAAAAUGUGGUUGAAAGUGAGCAGGAGGUGUUAGUUGAAAACCAGAAACAACCAGCCCAAGAAGCACCACAGAUGUGUCCUGCAUCUGAGAAGCAAGAUGACAAAGAGGAAAUGGAAGUGGAGCCACUCAACGGAGAGCUCGUGGAAGAUGCUAUCAAGGUCUCAAUAGUGGCUGAAGGACAAACAGGAAGUGAAGCGGUGGAUGGAGAGUCAAAGCUGCAGUUGGAAAAUCCAGAGGAAACAACCUUAACCUUACUUGUCCCAUUAAUCCUUGAUUCGUCAGUAAAAUCCACUGAAGACAGUGAUGACAAUGUUUCUGAUAAGGUUGACAGUGUGGCAGAUGCAGAACUUCCACCCGAAGAGGAACAACAAGCAACGCAAAGGAAAAGGACCCUUGUUCCAAAUGCAGAUCCCGUCGCUGCAGCUGAGAAGGAAGAACCCUCCAACAACGGCCUUUCGAACUCUGUAGCAGCCACUGAGGCUCUGGAAGAUACCAUUUCUGAGAACGUGUCUCCUAACACAACUUCCUCUGUGGAGGAGCAGAGUGAAGAAGGAGGCUCCGACACUCCAGAGGCCCCCGUUGUUCUAGGCCAGGGCGCUUUAGUGAUGGUAGAACUGGAGGACAUCUCGUACUCGCAUCACCCAGAAGGGCAAAAGAACCAACUGGAUGAACAGUCUGAAGAGUCAGCUGAGCCGGCCUCUGAGAAAGCCGCAGACAGCAGUUCAGAGGAUGUGGAGAUCGAAGUGCCCGUAGUGGAUAGGCGGACCUUAAGAAGGAAGGCCAAAGGAUACAAAGGACCACCCAAGAAAAAAGGAAAGCUCAUUUGAAAAGGGAAGAGGAGCAUUGUUUCCACCCAGCUGGAUCACUUUCCGUAUUUUUCUUAAAAAAACAAAACAAAAACAAAAUAUGAAACUACAUGGAACACCAGAACACACGUGUAUUCAAACACUGAAAUCACUCUGCAUUUCCCAGUUCAGUUAUUCGUUUUGUGUGUUUAACCACUCUAUGAGGAGAAGAAAUUUGGAGGUAAACGGUUAGUCUUUUAAAAAAACAGUAGGAUCUAUUUUAGCCCAGUUUGUUUAGCCACAAAAAAAGCUUUCCAUCAGGCCACAGUAGAGUUGUGGAGAGGCCAAACAAAUUACACGACAAAUUGUAAAUUACCAAGCCUUCUGAUGUGGCUUUUGAUUCAUAAGCCAUUAUUUACAACAGCCGUUCCCCUAGAAGUAAGUAAGUGCCACCUAUUUGUCCUGUAUGUUCUUCUUAUGUGUACUUCUCUGGUUCUAGCUUAGAGAACAUGCUGUGAAUCUGCCCCUUGUGGUGUGGAAGUAGACACACCCUGGUAACUUCAGAGUUAACUUUCAUAGGCUUAUUGGGAACAGAAGCUAUGACUAGUUAUUUCUCAAGCCUGGAGCAUUAUUUUGUAGUGAAUUAAAAUCCUGUUUUAACACAGUGCAAAAUAUCUGACAUUAUUUCUGCUUAGUUGUGAGCAUCGUUCCCUGUUGCAUCUUUGGCUCUUCACGGAUGCUAUAUCCACUUUCAUUAAGUCAAGUGUCAGCCGCUCCCAACUAUGGAUCAGCUAAUCCUGAAUUCUGUUUUAUAUUGGGAGUCUUCUUGUUAUUUCACAUUGUGAAUAAAGCAGAUUGUUUUAACUAACGAAGCUUCUAAAAUAACAGAUGGAAACGGAAGAGUAAUUAAGAGUUAACGGUAAGAUAAGAACCUCAGAUUUGUAUGGUUACACCUUUUUAUAAGUAGCGGCAAUUGGUAAGGUUCGUAAAAAAAUGUUACGUUUUAAAUUUGAAGCAAUUUCUUUUUUAGUGUUUAUUAAUAUAAAGGUUCACUUGAAUAGCGUGGAAAGAUUUUGAUUUAAAUGUGCUGAGGUUUGGUCUGUUUGGGCUUUCUGAUUGUACAGAAUUUCUGGCUAUUUUCUAAUAGCUCAGUUGACUGGUAGGGCUUUUUUAUUUUUAAACUUUUUUUUCUUCUCUUGGCAAAAGUGCUGGUUUUGGGGGUUUUUUUUAAAGCAUGUCAUGAGAAGGCUUGGGACAUGCAUAGAAUUGCCAAGUUGAGUGGGUUUUUCAGGGCGUUCUUUUUUCUACCAAUGUACAUUCUGUAUUGUGGAUUAGGAGUGUAUGUGCAGAAAUAUUAGUUGUUGUUUAUAAACAAUAUAUUUAAGUGAACCUUCAGCAUUUUUAAUGUUUGAUUAAAUACUUUCUUACAAAGCACAUUAAAAACCGUUUAAGGCUUGUC
Podarcis muralis (Common wall lizard) is the source of this 3667-nucleotide messenger RNA. It is a transcript of the gene FAM169A, whose product is annotated as family with sequence similarity 169 member A. The record is from RefSeq and is a predicted model, not a curated record. NCBI's taxonomy places the organism in Eukaryota, Metazoa, Chordata, Lepidosauria, Squamata, Lacertidae.